This is a messenger RNA of Drosophila elegans, 1263 nucleotides long. RefSeq names its product putative odorant receptor 98b (gene Or98b). Gene Ontology annotation, molecular function: olfactory receptor activity; odorant binding. The record is from RefSeq and is a predicted model, not a curated record. NCBI's taxonomy places the organism in Eukaryota, Metazoa, Arthropoda, Insecta, Diptera, Drosophilidae. The transcript has 4 exons. Gene Ontology annotation, cellular component: plasma membrane. The coding region runs from base 1 to 1155 and encodes 384 amino acids. Gene Ontology annotation, biological process: sensory perception of smell; detection of chemical stimulus involved in sensory perception of smell.
AUGCUGACGGACAAGUUCCUUCGGCUGCAGUCAGUUUUCUUUCGGUUGCUGGGACUCGAAUUGCUGCAGCGCCAGGAUGUGAGUCAUCGAUAUCCCCGGCGAACCAUCUGCUGCAUCCUUUCGGUGGCCAGUUUCCUGCCCCUGACCAUAGCCUUUGGCAUUCGGAACAUCCAAGACGUGGAGCAACUGACGGACUCACUUUGCUCCGUUCUCGUCGAUUUGCUGGCCCUCUGCAAGAUUGGGAUUUUCCUUUGGCGGUACAAGGACUUUAGGUCUUUAGUUCACCGAUUUCACAUCAUCCUGCAGAGGGAAAUCCAGUGGUCAGUGGGUCAGCUUAUCAUAUCAAAAAAGAAUCGACGGGAUCAGUUUGUCAGUGCUUUGUAUAGCAACUGUUUUGUGGCGGCUGGUCUAUCGGCCUGUUUGAUGUCUCCUCUGUCCAUGUGGGUCAGCUACCAUCGAACCGGUCAACUGCAGCCGGAUUUACCCUUUCCCAGCGUAUAUCCCUGGGACAACACGCACAUCAUAAACUACUUAAUAUCCUAUAUGUGGAAUGUGUGCGCAGCUUUGGGCGUGGCUCUGCCUACAGUUUGCGUGGACACUUUGUUUUCUUCGCUAACCCAUAAUCUCAGUGCUCUCUUCAUGAUUUCCCAGCACAAAAUGUUAAAUUUCAAGGGAAGAAGUCCUCGAGAGACCCAUGAGAACCUGGUCCACGUAUUUCAAUUAUACGAUGAGUGCUUGGACCUGGGUCAUUCGUUAAAUGGUUACUUUAGGCCGCUUAUAUUUGCCCAGUUUGUGGCGGCCUCCUUGCACCUGUGUGUGUUGUGCUACCAACUAUCCGCCAAUCUUUUGCAGCUAGCAAUGCUUUUCUAUGCCGCUUUCACUGCAGCCAUUCUCGGGCAGGUAUCCAUCUACUGUUUCUGCGGAUCGAGCGUUAAUACUGAAUGCCAGCGUUUUGGCCAGGCCAUCUACGAAAGCCACUGGACAAGUCUUAUGGAGGAGAACUUCCAGCUUGUGAGGUCCUUGAAGAUUGCCAUGAUGCGGGCGAGAAGAGGAUGUCCCAUUGAUGGCUACUUCUUUGAGGCCAAUCGGCAAACACUGGUCAUGAUUGUGCGCAGUGCCAUCUCAUAUGUAACGCUCCUCAGAUCGCUGACCUAGCUGCCCAAAAGCUCAUUUCAUUAUUCAGAGAAAUGUUCUGGUCGGUUGUUUAAGUCCGGAAAUAUUUACAAUUAUGCUUUAAGCCGGUGUUGUUACAGCCAGUUUGCU